AUGAAGAGUGAUGAUGUAUCGAGACAUAAUGGAGGAGACAUCGUCAAGGGAAUUUGGCGGCGGGGAAUGAGUAGGGAAAAUCGUGAAUGUGAUCCUAAUGAUCGAGAAGUGAGGUGGUUCCCUACGGCAUUUCGUAGCAAGAUAUUGGAGAGGUCGUAUAUAGAGUCAGAGAGGAGGAAGUUACGACAGCGGACUGUUCCUUUAUCAAUAUUAUGGACUAUGAUUACAGUUGUUUAUUGGCUAGUUUUCGCUCGGUUUGUGGAUCGUAAAGGACAUUGGAGCAAGCAUCAUAUUAUUUACCAUUCGUUGAAUCUGGUGGCGGUGGUUUCAUGUGUAGGAGUGAGCCUAUUUCAAAGGUCUACUACGGCAUGGGCAGAAUUUUCGGUAUUACUAUUGAUCUCUAUUCCUUCCUUGUGUUGGGCGUUAUGGUCCGGUUACUGUAGUGCUGUAUUUCAUAACGUUAGUUCGGAUAUGGAGGACGUACAGUAUAAGGUAUGGAUGGAUAACGUGGUUCAUACGUUUGUCAUGGUUCUUCUGGUAUCUUUCGACCAGAUUUUACAAGUGCGAGGUUGUGUGGCAAUAGUAACACACACCUUGCUUUUAUUGUGUUACAUUGCCUUUCGAAUUCAAGGGAUCAUAACACACUAUCGGGUGAAGACAGGCGACGUCGCCUUCGUGUAUACCGACAUUUUGAAUAUUGUUGUUGUCGCCGGUCUGACAAUUAUGGUCUUCUCCGGCCGAACGAUUCACGAGAUGAGAGAAAGAAUUCGUUUCAUUCGGAAUAGAGAGACGCGGCGGAAAUUGAGUUCCAUGAAACAAGAACAACUCCGUCAUCACGUCAAGCAUGGAGACGCCACCACCGCCGUUGAACGACUUGUUUCCAUGUUGAGCAAGAGCCAGCUUGAGGUACGCGAACUUGCAUUCGAAAUAUCGGGGUACGGAGACAUCCGUAUGAUAGAGGCAGACGAAAUUCUUCGGCAAUGCAAAGACCUGGUCAUCAACUGCGACAAUCUAUUCAGCGUGAAAGACCUUGCCGGUCACACAAACCGUACCGUUUAUGAUAUCGCUACCAUGUACUCUACUAAGGCUUCAGAGUUCGUGCUGCCCCACUCCGCCCGUGUGCCCACAGGCGGCGAGUGGCUCACUACCAUGGACAUCAACACCCAUUUCAGUGCCUAUGGAGACCUCUAUCUUGACACACCCAAAGCCGACUUCGACAGCGUCAGAAACGCCCUCAAAGACCCAUUCUCAUACGACACUAUCACUGUUACCCAACAACCACAAGGAUUCCAAAAAUUCGGCUACGCACUCAUUACACCGUAUCUCGAGUCACUAGAUAUUACCCCACUAAGAAUGUACGCCUAUCUCGGUAUGAUCGAGAACCAUUAUAACGACAACCCGUACCACAACCGAGGACAUGGACUGGGAGUUGCUUUAAUCGGCCAGGUCCUCACCAACGUUAUGGGCAACGUGUUCCAUCCAGCAGCUGACGAAAGGGGCAUAUUGAUCCUUUCUUGUCUGUGUCAUGAUGUCGGUCAUCCAGGUUUGAAUAAUGCUUUUUAUGUUUCGGAGGGCAAGACAAUGGGAGCUCUAUAUAAUGACAGAGCGAUCCUGGAGAAUUAUCAUUGCUUUGUAACAUUUCGUUUAGCACAGUUACAUCAGGGCUCGAACAUCUUCCGGGAACUCCGACCAGCAGCAUAUCGUCGUGUGCGGAAAGACAUAAUUCAAUUGAUUUUAGCGACCGAUAUGUCGGCCCAUUUCGCACUGAUUUCAGAGUGGAGACUGAAACGUGAGAGUGGGAAAGAGAUCCGCAGUGCGGAGGACCGUAUCAAUAUCUACAAGAUGAUAAUAAAGCUAUCUGACUUGUCUCAUGCAUUGUAUGACUGGGAACUGCACACGAAAUGGUCGUUAAGGAUUAGCGAAGAGUUUUAUCAACAAGGUGAUUUGGAGGAGCAAUUAGGGCUGCCGAGAUCGCCUCUUUGCAAUCGAGCUGAACACUCUCGGUUCGCUAAAAAUCAAUGCGGCUUCCUUGAGUUUGUUGUGCUACCUUUGGGAACCGAGGUUGCUGCGCUGGCCGGGUACAUGCCAUCAUCUUCGUCUAUGGAGUUUGUCUCCAUAAAACGAGAUGCAUACCUCGACACACCUGUAGAGGACCCGCAAAGCAUUGUGGAACGGAUCAAGUCGAACCUAGAACGAUGGAAACAGUCCACUCAUCUGCGCUGGGAGAUGCCGCCACUUCCAAAGAUACAAAGCUUCGAUCUUCCCUUCAUGAUAAUAAAACAGUACAUGCUGGCCAAACUUCAGCCACCAGAGGAUCCAAAUCGUAACGUCAUUCGAGGUCUACGAUGA
Gregarina niphandrodes is the source of this 2349-nucleotide messenger RNA. Its product is annotated as phosphdiesterase. Gene Ontology annotation, molecular function: 3',5'-cyclic-nucleotide phosphodiesterase activity. Lineage: Eukaryota; Apicomplexa; Conoidasida; Eugregarinorida; Gregarinidae. The coding region runs from base 1 to 2349 and encodes 782 amino acids. The record is from RefSeq and is a predicted model, not a curated record. Gene Ontology annotation, biological process: signal transduction. The transcript has 2 exons.